UUGGACCUCGACCACCACGAUGUCUUUCCGACAACCACUCGCAACGCCCGUCGAGGCACACAUAAUAGAUUCCCUCAGCGACUGGGAUCUCUACUCUCAUGAUGUGAAAAAUAUUCUUGAAGAACUCAGGGAUGAUCCCACGCAAGUUGAGACGAGGGUCUUGCAGAACCACUCAGAGGAUACUAUCGCUUCGUGUAUUCUUUCGGCAGUAGAGGUAUUGAAUCGGUUACAGAAGCUUGAAGAAUCGGAGCGAUGCCUCCCGCACCUUGGUCGCGACUCGCGUGCGCGAGUAGUCGGCCCUUUCGUAACGGAUGUGCUUCAGCAAGUCAUGAGAGGAUCACAGACAUGCUUCGAACCUUCGUACGCGCGAGCGAUUUAUCCGUGCCAGGCACAUCUGUCGGCCGUCAGCUGGUUGUUGCCCCAUUAUGGCAGGGCCACGUCCAUGUUGACUUAUCCUAUUUCGCUGGCGUCGGACACAAAGCAUACUCAGCGUCGGUCUGCAUCCAUCACCGGGAGUAGGGCUUCCAACGCCGGUCGCGAUAUAGAAGCGCCGGCCUUACUCGAGGACGAUUAUCGAUGCGGGUCUGAACCCCAUUGUUUCGGCCGUGUAAUCUUGCAUGAUGGAGAGUCUCAUUGUUCUCUUGUAACCAUCGCCGACGCUCGUCUGCCCAAUCUCCACGCACACCUGCUGAGCGCGAACCACUUUCCGACUUCUGUGCCUUUAUGUCUCGUCUGCGUCGCGGCUGAAGACGAGAUCUAUAGCGUCAUGUCCAGCGCACUCAUGCAGCGCCGCGCCUUCGGACUGGAACACCCUCUUAUCGGGUUCGUGGUAUCCCCUUCGACACCCCGCGCGCAGCUCAUCAUUGGAUGGCUUGAGGGUCACCCGUCGCACCCUUGUAUCCAUGCUCAUGUCGCUCAUGCGCCCUCGACGACCGAUAGCUCUUCCCUAACGCACGGCAUAUUUGACGCAUCUGAGCUUCGCUCGACGUGGCAAUUGAUGCUCUUCCUGCUGGGGCUGCGGCAGAAGAUCGAUAUGUGCGUAAGGGCCGCAAGCGACAACGCAGUCAAUGUUCGAGAAUCUCCGACUUCGGAGAACAAUGAGUGCUGGCGUAUCGAUAACACUUGGAAGGCUGAACACGCCGCGUCCUAUGGCUUAGAUUACGAUCAGCGCGUGCAUCGCUGGCUGGAAGACUGCGCGGCUGAGGACAGGCAUCGUCGCUCCGCUCUUAACAUGGACUCCUACCAACAGUCGCCUUCACCUGCCCAACCUCGUGGGAGGUCCCUUCCGCCCAAACCAAGUCGGGCCGCCAGUGGUUGCUCGCCAUCCAUGCCCUCUAUCCACGAGGACCAGGUUGACGGCUUCUGGGCUGAUGACAAGUUGCGCAAGAGACACGCAGAAGUGUGCAGAAUGCAGCUUACGGUAGCGCCUAUUACGACAUUCGUCGAUAAGCACGAUGCUCGUAGCGCUUCCAGCGUUGCGAAGGACGCCAGCGUUGAGAAGUGUGAUAGACCAACAGAGUUGUUCACUGAUCGUUGCGUCAUGUUCGACUCGUAUCCGCCUAUGUAUUCGAACUUUGAUUACACUACCCCGGUGUUAGCGCACGUCAUGAAGACACUCAUCUUGCCGAGGACGUGCAAGGCCAACCCUCUUCCAUGCGACAACAUCACUGACCGCAUUGAAACUCCUAUGGACUACAAUUUCGAGACGCAGUGCCUAGUUUAUGAUGUAAGGGAAAGUGGGGUAUUUCGGAAACUUGAUGUGGAGCAGGCUGAGCUCUGGUAUCAGUAUCAUCACGAGUUGGCCCUUGCGAAGGUUCUUCGCAAGUACUGCGGCAUGCCACCGUUGCUACCGCUGGACUCUCCGGAAGCCGACGGCAAUCGAGCUUCUGCGCGGUCGGUCCUCACGGGAGGGCUUCGCAAUACGCUCCAUGCGUCGGUGAAGGUGGAAAACCUUCCCGAGGAUUCAAUCGAGAUGGAAGCUCGGCACGAAUGGGACAGCGUCAUCAUGGAAUAUUGCAGCAGCAAGCCGACGGCACCUAUUGCUGAAAGUGGUUACCGUUUACACACUCGAAUGGAGCGCCGCACGCCACUUUGUCGGAACAUCCUCCUCGAUGCUGUGAUGAGCCCAACAACAGACCUCCGAGAAAUCAAUCAUUACCAGGCCUUCGCGGACGUGUACAAGAGUCGGAACGGUUUCAUUAAGUUGGGGUUCAGGAUGCCAGAGAACUCAGCCAGCAUAUCCGAGGCUAUCCUGAAUUCCAAGGACAGGAUCGCGCUUGGCGAGCUCAUCGGCGGCGCGUCCGAUGUCCUGGACAAUUAUAAAACCACCGUCUUCAACAACAUCGAUCGCGAAUCGCGUUGGCGCGCGGACAGUAGUCAUCGCUAUGAGCACGAUGCAGCAUCGGAGCACGCGCUCUUCGCUCGCGCGACUUGCGAUUUCGACUAUGCCAUCUGCGACGGGCUCGUCUUUGCGGAGGUGGAGCAUGUGUUCGAGGACACCGACAGUGCACUGAAGGACGACCUUCUGGCAUUCGGGAUCGUAGGCAUGGCGGAGGAGACGCAACAGACUCGCGAGGAGUCCGAGAUUGACGUUGUGUCCGCACCUGAAGCAGCGCUUCCCGCCUCCGCGCGCCAAAUCGUGCAACACAUCCACCGCAUCGCUCGCGCGAGGCAAGCGACACCUACCGAUACCACAACGGAAAGGCCUUCACCUGCAGUGGCUACUUCUGUACCACUACACGACGCCUCGCCUGUGACGAAGGCGAAGACGCUGACCGGCGACAAGCCUCCCGCUCGCUUCCCUGCGACCCCGCGAACGGGAUCGCCGGCGCCGAAUCAACCUAGGUCGAUGCCGCCGCUUACACGGAACUGGAAGUCCGUCUGCUUGCCGGUCCUUUAUCGCGAGUAUAAGCGAGGGCGCGUUCACCCUCUACAGGGUGCGAACCAGGCGCGUAUCUACCUGACAUCGGCGUCGCACUACUACGCAGCCCUCGAUAUGUAUGAUGUGCCUGUUUUUGCACUCGCGACUGUCGGUGGCAAGGGGAGGCUGCUAUGCGGCUGGGCGGAAAAAGUGUCGCCCCCCGACCCAAGAAACCCAGACGACGCAAACAAGGAUCCGGCCAUCACGGUACGGCACCAUAUCGUUGAUACCAACUGCCCGGAAUGGGAUUUGAGCAACAGUUCGGAUGCCAUCGACUUCGCCUCGUUUCUCACCCUGCUCCGAACCACGCACAUCCCCCGAGUCGUCGAGAAGUUCAACAAGCGGAGGGCCCAAUUCGUCGCGGACUGGCGUGAUCCCGCUAAGCGGUCUCGCUUCGAGUGGACCAUGGCUCAUCAGCGCCAGUCCCAGUACUACAAGGAUAUCAAGGCCAAAUUGGGCAGCGAGGAUAAGGACAUGUACGAGAAACUGGAGAAGGAGAGGAUGCUGAUCUUGAAGCAGAACGAUGAGAGGAGGAAGCAGAAGGCGGAGCUCGCGGCUAAACUCGAAGAAGUGAACAGACAGGCGAGCCGAGAGAAGGAGGCAUUGGCUGCUAGGACGCAACAACAGGCUGCGGAAAGAGAUGCUCGUCAGGCUAGGCGCAGUGCGUCUGCGGGUCCCGCGUAGCCAAGAGAUGACGAACGGGUUGUCUUGUCCAUGUCGCAAAUGUAUGCUUAGUAUUCUCAAUGAAGCCGGUGGCGGUUCGAAUCGCGACGCACUACACGC
This is a messenger RNA of Schizophyllum commune H4-8, 3703 nucleotides long. RefSeq lists its product as uncharacterized. The record is from RefSeq and is a predicted model, not a curated record. The transcript is spliced from 18 exons. Lineage: Eukaryota; Fungi; Basidiomycota; Agaricomycetes; Agaricales; Schizophyllaceae. Bases 20 to 3604 code for a protein of 1194 amino acids.